AGUAUCUCGUAGGUCAUUUGGAUAAAAUACAAAUGUGUGCUAUAAUACUGUGACACAGAAGCCUUCGUAUCACAACUCUUCUAACUCUGCCUUUGAUACUAUCAGAGGCCUCACCUGACAAGACUUCGCAAGCCCUUCCAUGAACUCCUCGAGAGUGCCAAGCAAGAUUACGAACUUGAACAGCUGCCUUAAUUAGCAAGAUGACAUAAGCCUCCGUGCUAAUGCCACGAGUCGCGGACACCUUCUGCCACAUUCUGCCAUCGCCCAAAUUCCCCCGCCGCCGCACGGACGUCAGCCACAGGUUUAGCCACAGCGCAUAUUGACGAGCGCAAUCCAAUCCCAAUAAAUUCUGAACAAAAAAAUCAGGAUCAUCUUAAGUUUGAAACGGCUGAUCUAGUGCAGCGCACCAUCCAAGAUGGUUCGACAAGCAAAACAGACACCGGAACAAAAAAAAGAGUCACAGAAGAGAAAGACGACUCAGAAGAAAAAGGUGACAGAGACUGGAGUGUGGCCAUGCAAAAUCGAUGGUUGCAACAAGCAGUUUGCUCGGGAGGCCGAUCUGAAACGGCAUCAGCGAACUACCAAAUUACACUCCGUGCCAGGAUUUGCAUGUCCGCAAUGUGAUGCUACGUUUACACGAACUGAUGCAUUACGGAGGCAUCAGAAGUCCAGGCAUGGACAUAUAUUGAGUAGAAGAAGAAAAGUAGUACCUGAGCCCCGGGCAUCAGGGUCUCAAUCUCACAGCCGAAGUCCAUCGCCGUCAUCGAAAGGUGCAGAUAAUCCAACCGAUGGCGCUCCACCCCCUCUUGGUACUCUUGGCGCAUACAUGGCACCACCCCUUGGAGUAAUCGUUGAAGGUCAAUAUCCUCCUAACGUUGGACUCCCAACAUCAUCGGCUCGAUUACACCAGGCAACAUGGCCCCCAAGCGCCUGGAUUCCUGACGGGUCGCAACCACCACCUAUUCCGCCUAUAGGCUAUCCGCAUCCUUCAUACUAUGCAUACUAUCGUGGAAUGCCUCACCCUCCACCGCCCUCUGACCUCAUGGCUCAUCUACAAAACGGUGUCCAGCCGCACUCUCCCUCGCCCUGUGAUGACUCAUCGAGCACUAGUAGUCCUACAAGGACGAGUAUGCACAGUGGCGGCGACCCCUCUGCGUCGGGAACAGGGAACUUCCAUGGGAAUGAAGCAAGAUCUCCUGUCAUCGACCCUUCGCUAGACAUCUCACCAGUGUCACCAGCUGCAAACCAUAAAGCAUCUUUUAAGGUCAAUCAACCCGCUGUAGAAGUCGUCUUGUCAUCGACAGAAAGAGAGCCAUCACGUGCACCGGAUAUCAUACACUCACCCAGUCAUGUGGACCCUCGAUCGGUAUCACACCAUUCUAGCUCGGCUUCUACCGGAGGUAGCAUCGAACGAAACGAAACAUCAAGAGAACUCACGUCCAGUCACGAUAUAGAACCACCUGAACUAUUUUAUGCUACCCAAUCGCCACCCCAUACUCACACUUUCGAGCGUCCACCUGAAAUGGAACACAUGCUCACAGAAGAUGGAGAGCCUAUGCUGAAUCCAGAAUCUAAUGUGUAUGAUCUGAUGCUGGACCUACUGAACCAGGAAUCCCUCGCAUCUCCACCUCCAUCUUUAUAACAGUCAUACUCUAGAUUAUUGAUGUUAUUCCUCGCUGUUUUUUUACAUGCAUUACCUUACUGUACUCACGCAUACACAGCUUGUCUUCCAUGCAUAACAUUGGAGCUUUUUGUAAC
Molecule: messenger RNA, 1758 nt
Organism: Suillus fuscotomentosus
Lineage: Eukaryota; Fungi; Basidiomycota; Agaricomycetes; Boletales; Suillaceae
Exons: 7
Coding region: 416-1642 (408 amino acids)
Biological process (GO): regulation of transcription by RNA polymerase II
Molecular function (GO): RNA polymerase II cis-regulatory region sequence-specific DNA binding; DNA-binding transcription factor activity
Source: RefSeq, a predicted model, not a curated record